Leptosia nina is the source of this 1278-nucleotide messenger RNA. Lineage: Eukaryota; Metazoa; Arthropoda; Insecta; Lepidoptera; Pieridae. The record is from the annotation of a GenBank genome assembly.
AUGCACGUGGCUGGUGGCUGUCGCAGCGUCUGCAGCGAAUUCUUCGGGGACGGAAGGCCGAGACGCGCGUGCUACGGUCGACGACUUCGCUGCACUUGCAGCGCUCGCCUCAGUCCGCGUCGAAUCCCCGGUAGGGCAACACCGGUGCUGGCAAAUCCAGCGGUGCGUUCGCCAGUGUGUCGGGCGGGCGCGGGCACGCGAGUGCGGCGGGUGUUCGCGCACGUGCGCCCGCGCAGUGCCGCGGCGGCCGGCGAACAGCGCAGAACGCCGCACGCGCCGGCAUGUGACGCGACGGUGAGCAUGCGGCUGCCGCUGCUGCCGCUGCUCGUGCUGCCGCUCGUGCUUGCGCGCCCGGCAGCAGCCGGGAUUUGCUGGUCCGGGAUGGAACGUGGUGGCAGAUGCACAUCAGUAGCAGCAUUACGCGUGGGUCGAGCUGAAUGCUGUGCUGGAGGCGCGAGGGCCCCGGCAGCCUGGAGCCCUAGAGACUUGGACAGCGGCGAAAUAUUCUUCUACAAGGCACUUUCCGGGGGCGUGCCGUGUACGGCAUGUGCUGAAUCAUGCGCCGGUGUUUCAUGCGGUUCUGGUCGACGAUGCGUAGUAAGAGGUGGUCGCGCGAGAUGCGUUUGCGCAGCGACGUGCCGCCGCGCCGGACCGGUAUGUGGGAGCGAUGGGAAGACUUAUCGCUCCCUUUGUCGACUGCGGCGAAGAGCGUGUAGAAGGCCAGCCAAGCACUUGACUCUGGACUACCCGGGACCGUGUAGAGUGGGAAGCUGUGAAGGUGUUCGUUGUGGAGGAGAUAAACGCUGCGUACUGGACGCCGAAUUGGGCGCGCAUUGCGUCCGUUGCGGUGCGUGUAACGUUGCGGGAGCACCCGUUUGCGCCGUGGACGGACGCACGUACGCCGGCGCAUGCGCACUUAGAAAGGCUGCGUGUGAACGGGGAAAGGCGCUACCUCUCGCGUACAAGGGAGCAUGUAUAGCAAAUGCAACGUGUGCAUCGAUUUGGUGCGGCGCAGGUCAGCGUUGCGUGCAAGGUGGGGCUAGCGGCGCACGCUGCGUGUCCUGCGGCGUUUGCGGCGGAGGCGCUAGAAGGACUCUUUGUGGGACCGAUUCGAGGACUUACGGCUCUUGGUGUAGACUCCAGAGGGCCGCUUGUCAUGCGGGCACUGUUGUGGACCCACUGCAUCCGGGUCCUUGCAAAGGUAGCAAAAAUGUAACGGACAAUAGUGUGACUGAAAGAAAAUAUAAGAAAGAUAUUAAUAAAGCGAGAAAUCUGUAA